UUAUUUGAGAAUUGUCAAAGCCUGGCCUCCUGUGUGUGAUCCCAACACGCAUGUUAGCGAGGGGGCAACUGAUGGAAGCUGAACCGUAAUCCAAACUUGCGGACGUGGCAUCUUUCACAUCUGUUGUUCCAUAUAUUUCUCUCUCUCUCUCUCUCUCUCUGCUUCCGAUUACAAUUUACGGGCAGAGUCACAGGCACGCCCAGUAGACAGAGACAAACACAGAGGCGUCUAUGGCCUCCAUACUCCACGCCCCUCUUAAACUUAACCUUCUUCACACCCACACCUCUCUCUUCUGCCGCCGGCCCUUAGCCAUCUCCUCUCCUCCCCACUUCCACUCCUCUACUCUUACUCUCAAACUGAAAGGCAGGGGUAAUGCCGCUACAAUUACCUGCAACGCACAGCCUGCACCAGCCGCCGUCAAUUUGGCUCCAGGAACGCCGGUCAGGCCCACCAGCAUCCUCGUAGUGGGUGCUACCGGCACAUUGGGCAGACAGAUCGUCAGGAGAGCGCUGGAUGAGGGAUAUGAUGUCAGGUGCCUCGUCAGACCUCGCCCUGCCCCUGCCGAUUUUCUCCGCGACUGGGGCGCUACCGUCGUCAACGCAGACUUGAGCAAACCUGAGACCAUACCAGCAACAUUGGUUGGCGUACAUACAGUUAUCGACUGCGCCACAGGACGUCCGGAGGAGCCCAUAAAAACUGUAGACUGGGAAGGAAAAGUUGCUCUUAUACAAUGUGCAAAGGCCAUGGGAAUCCAAAAAUUUGUCUUCUUUUCCAUUCACAACUGUGACAAGCAUCCUGAAGUUCCACUAAUGGAGAUCAAGUACUGCACUGAGAAGUUUCUUCGCGAUUCAGGGCUGAACCAUAUAGUUAUCAGACUUUGUGGCUUCAUGCAGGGCCUGAUUGGACAGUAUGCAGUACCCAUAUUGGAAGAGAAAUCUGUCUGGGGGACUGAUGCUCCUACAAGAAUAGCAUACAUGGACACCCAGGAUAUUGCUCGACUAAUGUUUAUAGCUCUGCGCAAUGAGAACAUCAACGGGAAGCUUCUUACGUUCGCGGGACCUCGUGCAUGGACGACCCAAGAGGUGAUAACCUUGUGUGAGAGGCUUGCUGGUCAAGAUGCAAAUGUUACAACUGUUCCUGUCUCAGUUCUGAGAUUUACCCGUCAGCUGACUCGUCUAUUUGAGUGGACCAGUGAUGUUGCUGACAGAUUGGCAUUCUCAGAGGUUCUCACUAGUGAUACAGUUUUCUCUGUCCCAAUGGCUGAGACAUACAAUCUUCUUGGAGUGGAUGCCAAGGAUAUUAGUUCACUAGAGAAAUAUCUGCAGGAUUAUUUCACAAACAUUUUGAAGAAGUUGAAAGACAUCAAAGCCCAAUCCAAACAAACUGACAUUUACUUUUGACAGGGGUACUUGGAUGCAAUAGAUAAAAGUUGUUGCUUUGGUAUAUAAUUUGUAUACAUGUUGGAUAUUGACAUCUUCUUGUAUACCCUCAAGAGUUAAAUGGCAUAAAUAUUUGUGGAGAAUAGUAAGGUGAGGAGCAAUGAUGAAGGGUUGCAAAAUGGCAGGAUCAGUAACUGAGUACAGUAUAAUCAUGAUAUGAAAGAGUUUCUGUUUGAGUAUA
Molecule: messenger RNA, 1620 nt
Organism: Sesamum indicum (sesame)
Lineage: Eukaryota; Viridiplantae; Streptophyta; Magnoliopsida; Lamiales; Pedaliaceae
Gene: HCF244
Product: NAD(P)-binding Rossmann-fold superfamily protein
Source: RefSeq, a predicted model, not a curated record